ACUUAAUCUGAUACGAUCCUACUUACCUGGUAGGAGCAUCUUAUCAGAUAAAGACUGGCCAUUCUUCGACCAACUCGACUCUUUAUUCUCCCUCGUAGAACCGUUGGCUUUAUUCCAAGAUUCCAUGACUUGAUGUCCGCCUUGGACGCUGAGAUUUUUCGACCCGAUGCGAAAGCUCCCAGGGAUGGCGUCAAGGAGAUAAUCCUUCAGCUACGUUACCAGAGGCACUUGAACCUAUUGAUUGGACUUAUAAUUCAUGCGAUCUUUUUCCUCGUCGUAUUUCUACGUGGCAUCAUCAUCCGGACACCACUUCGACAAUACAUAUCCUCCUCACGACUAAUAUCCCAACUACGACCUUCCCAAUAUCCACGACAUCAUAUACAAGCAUAUAAUAUCUUCAAGAAACUCGGAGUCACCAUACCAACUUUCAGCCAACUCGUCGCCCUUUCCUCCUUCACCCUCUUAUUGACAUUCUUCUCGGUCUUUGGUUAUGGCUUCAGACACCCAAGUAACCCGGAGUACGUUCCACCCACUGCGUGGUUUAUUCGCUAUAUCGCAACGCGGCUUGGGGUGAUGUCUUUUGUCCUCAUGCCGUUGCUCAUGUUGACCGCGGGCCGGAUGAACUUCUUAGUCUGGAUGACCCAUUGGUCCUACGAUUCGUGGAAUAUUUUUCAUCGGUGGAUAGGAAGACUUGCAUUGGUAUUUGCAGUCCUCCACACGGUUCUCUAUCUCGUAUAUGCUCAUCUAGUUGGACGAUUAUGGGUGAACUUCUCGAAACUAUAUUGGAAUUGUGGUUUUGUUGCCCUCGCAAUGUAUCUCGUCCUGUCGUCUUUCCCUUCCGCGAGGUUCAUCCGCCGUAUGUCCUACGAGGUUUUCCUCGUGGGUCACGUAUUGUCCACAGUCGUAUGUUUGGUCGUUCUGUUCUACCACACGCUCUGGCGAUUCGCCAAUGAAUGGCUGUACAUCACUAUCCUCUAUUGGGCCAUCGACAGACUCUCCCGCGCAUUCAAGGUUACCAGCUUACUCCCUCUCUCCGGAACUCUAACGGAUUAUGGAACCGUCAUGAGACUAGAUGUCUACCUUCCAAAGGAUGUCAGAAUUCGCCCAGGACAAUUCGCGCACCUCCGCUUCCCAGAAGUGAGGUACAUGGAAAGUCAUCCCUUUUCCAUCGCUGCAAAUAAUCAUUGUGAUAGCGUCGAGGGCAAAGUCUCCGGUUAUAAACAUGGAAACAGGACUCAUGAUACGGAAUGGAGUCCCCUUAUUCCGUCGGAAGAACGAACCGAGUGUUCGUCGCACAAAGCCGUUUCGUUCAUCAUUCGCCCUUAUGAUGGAAUGACUCGGCCGCUGUACGAACUCUUGGCAGCGAAGGAGAGCGUCAAUAGAUCGAUUUCCGUUAAGGUUUACAUGGAAGGUCCAUAUGGACACGAGCACGACCUUAAAGAACAUACUUCUGUUUUGUUACUGGCUGGGGGCGUUGGGAUCAGCUUCACACUGCCUUACCUCUUAAAUUGGUCUACCAUUGUCGCGUUGCGAGAAAACAAGCCAAAAUUACGUGCAGUGUGGAUUGUCAGGUCUCUGAUGGAGGUAGAUAGUGUUUUGGACCUCCUGGAGAGCCUUGAUGGCGAGGCCAAAGAAUCAGUCGAGAUAUGGUAUACUGGUCAGGAGGAAGAUUUGGAAGCCCAUGCGGAAGCCUCCGCUGCUCCGUCUCUGUGGGUACCGUGGAUACCUAGAGUACGCUUUGGGCGACCACGCAUGGAGGAGCUUACCUCUCAAGCUCUAAAUGUUGGCGAGAUUGAAUCUCCAUCUCUGGGUCUUCUAGGGUCCUAUGUGUGCUUACUCUGGCGUUCAGCAUGCGGUCCAGGAGGCAUGUUAGAUCACUGUCGAUUCGUAGUAGAGCGGAUGAUGUUUCCCACGGCAGCGCGUAUUCAUUAUGUAGAAGAGGCGUCGACCGUCUAG
Messenger RNA from Desarmillaria tabescens, 1956 nucleotides. Its product is annotated as ferric reductase like transmembrane component-domain-containing protein. The coding region runs from base 133 to 1956 and encodes 607 amino acids. Lineage: Eukaryota; Fungi; Basidiomycota; Agaricomycetes; Agaricales; Physalacriaceae. The record is from RefSeq and is a predicted model, not a curated record. Gene Ontology annotation, molecular function: ferric-chelate reductase activity. Gene Ontology annotation, cellular component: plasma membrane. The transcript has 4 exons. Gene Ontology annotation, biological process: copper ion import; intracellular iron ion homeostasis; iron ion transport.